CUCAGGGCCCCUUCGUGGUGCUGCUCGACAGGAGCUACCAGUGCGACCAGGCCCGCGACACGUCCGACGGCUCUAUGAAGAUCUACGUGCGGCCGUCGCACUUCCGCAACCCGGCGCAGGUGCAGACCGAGCUGCAGAGGAUGACGGGCAACAUAACGUUCCACCUGCCUGGCAACGACUCGUUCUGGAUUUACCUCAAGCUGGACGUGCGGAACAACAACCAGUGGAAAGAGAACGCCUUCGUCUUCAACAUCCCGGGCGGCGGCUGCACCGCCAUGCGCACGUACGCCCCGGAGGCCUACCAGACCGUCUUCAAGCGCGACCCCAAUCUGAGGGAGACCUGCACCUUCCCUAAGGGGAUCCACCAGAUAAACGACAUGCCACUCAACUUCUCCUUCCCCAAGAUGGCUGUCAUGCAGUACGGACAUUGGCGGGUGCAGUUCACGGGCGGAAUACGGAGAAGAACCACGCUCUGUAUGAUGGCAGAGGCAAAGACACUGCCAAAGCUGUAGAGCAGUGGUACAGGCAGUUGGAAAAUGAAGGGUAUUUGAUGACAGGCAUUUGGCGUUUAGUUCCGCACCAACCAAUAUCUUUGCCAGAGUAUCAAUAGUCUCUCUUCAACCCCUUACAGUCGAAAUAAGCCUGGUGAAUAAAAUAGAUGAAGCUAGAGA
This is a messenger RNA of Frankliniella occidentalis (western flower thrips), 671 nucleotides long. RefSeq lists its product as uncharacterized. The transcript is spliced from 3 exons. NCBI's taxonomy places the organism in Eukaryota, Metazoa, Arthropoda, Insecta, Thysanoptera, Thripidae. The record is from RefSeq and is a predicted model, not a curated record. The coding region runs from base 75 to 512 and encodes 145 amino acids.